AUUUCAUGUAUCUGUUGUUAGGUUGAAUGCAUUUAAUAAGGUGAGCAUAUUUAGGUUUAACGUGUCUGUAGCAUCCGAUUGGAAUUGAAAAAUUCACUUACAGAACCAUCCCCUUCCCAAUCCCUAUCCUAUCUGCUUUAUUGGUUGUAGUGAUAGCAGUUUGUUAUAUUCUUAUUACUAUAAUUUUUUAAUAGCUAACACAAUUGGCGAGUUUCCUUUUAUUAUUACCGGCUUUUACUUUAGGGGGUUCUGGUGGUGGGAUUGCUUAUAAUAAACAAGAAUUUGAGGCAAUUUGCAAGUCUAGGCUGGCAGCCAGCGUGACAUCACAGGUUUAAGUGGAUAAAUCUUUGUUAGGUUGGAAAGAAUAUGAGCUUAAGGUUAUGAGGGAUUUGGCUGACAAUGUGGUUAUUAUAUGUUCUAUUGAGAACAUUGAUCCAAUGGGUGUUCAUACUGGGGAUUCAAUCACAGUUGCUCCUGCACAAACUUUGACCGAUAAGGAGUACCAACGGCUUCGUGAUUACUCUAUAGCUAUUAUAAGGGAAAUUGGAGUUGAAUGUGGUGGUUCUAAUGUACAAUUUGCUGUGAAUCCUGUGGAUCGUGAGGUUAUGGUUAUUGAAAUGAAUCCUAGAGUUUCAAGAUACCCAGGUUUGCAUUUGAGAAAUUCCCAGGAUCUCAACCGGUGUUGACAACCCAGAUGAAAUCUGUUCGUGAAUCCAUGGCAGUAGGGUGCACGU
Messenger RNA from Cynara cardunculus var. scolymus (artichoke), 734 nucleotides. RefSeq names its product carbamoyl-phosphate synthase large chain, chloroplastic-like. The transcript is spliced from 2 exons. NCBI's taxonomy places the organism in Eukaryota, Viridiplantae, Streptophyta, Magnoliopsida, Asterales, Asteraceae. The coding region runs from base 381 to 686 and encodes 101 amino acids. The record is from RefSeq and is a predicted model, not a curated record. Gene Ontology annotation, molecular function: ATP binding. Gene Ontology annotation, biological process: L-glutamine metabolic process. Gene Ontology annotation, cellular component: cytoplasm.